AUGAAUGAGUCCAAAACGAACGGAGAGAAAAACCUGCUGAUAUAUGACAAGUCCAGCAAGGUGGGAUGCAUCUACUUCAUAGGAAUAAGCAGCAAUUUCUAUCGGGGCAGAGUGAUUCUUAAAAAAAACUGCAUCAGUGACAGAAUAGUAAGAUAUACAAACUUAAGCGAAAAUUUGUUGUUAAUAAAAAAUGGAAAUUAUAAUUUUAAACAAACGGCAAUAUUAAUUAAAGGGAUAACUAUCUUUCUGCACAGGCAGCUGGAGGUGUUACUAACUGAUUUCUACGCCAUGUAUAAGAAGUGCUUAUUGAGUAGCCUGAAUGAAUAUAGGCUCCAAAAGCGUAUUACAAAAAAGUGCAAGGCGAACAGAAGGCAUAGAGCAAAGAAAAAUGUGCUAUCUUUGCAGGACGGGGAACCAAUUUACGGCAACAACUACAGUGGAGACCCCGAUGACGGUACUUUUCGAAGGAAAAAGACCAGCCACAUAAACAAAAAUAAAAACAUAGCACACAUAAACGACCUAAUGCUGAAGGAAAGCAAUGAACUGUAUGAGCACGACUACCACUUUGAACAUGAAGACAUCCCAAAUGAUGAAAAUAUGAUGUAUAAUGAUAUGCUAACUAACACCUCUUCAUUCAAUUACUCCAAAUAUAAUAACCUCUACACAAUUAACAAUGGGGUGCGUAAUAUAAACACAAAGGAGAGUAGUAGAGAUGCAAACAUGCAGAGUAACUUAAAGAACACUGCGUUCUUAAAAUAUAAUAUGUUAGACAUUAAAAGAGACACAAGUGCAGAAAGAAAUAACUACUCCAAUGAUAGUUUACUCUUGAGUAAAACUCUGGACAAAAAGAACUUCUCCUUCAAUGUCAUGAAUAGUAGUCUCCUAUUCAGUGGGAAUAUUGCGCAUGGUAAGGUAUCCAAUAAUUUGGGUGCAAACCACAAUGGGGACGGUAACAUCAUUGGUAAGGACGACAACACCAAGAAAGGGGGAGAGCGCCCACGGCAAGACGAAAAGAAGAACAAACGAAUCUUUGCACAAAUAGAUAAGGACACCAUUCUGAGGCAUAACAUCUGGGAGGAGAACAAAACGAACAAAACACAAAAAUCAGAUAAUCAAUUUAGUACCCAUUUGACAGGGGGGAGUUACAUUUUUUUUCUUCUAUACAAUGAUGUAAAAAAUGGUCCUAGUGAUAAUUCAAUAUCCUCCUCGUUCCAUUCGUAUGAACAAGCAAAAAAUUUCAUCAACUUUGACACAAGGAAGGAUGUUUACAACGUAUUCGGUAAUGAUCUGAUACAAAAUGAAAAAAUUAACAUGCAGCCAAACAACCUUAAAUUGCUUCAGACCAAAUCGACAGUGUCCUCCAUAAACGAAAGGAAAAAUAAACACAAAAACCACCUAAACUUUGAGCAGUUAAGGGUAAACUUUAAUGAUGAAUAUUUUUUAAAUCAUGAGUUGCAGAAUAACCAUGGGGGAAAAAGCUACUCGCAUGACUCUUUCGGUAACAGCUAUGACCAAAUGGAUUACAACUUCGACCAAGUGGACUACAACUUUGACAGGAUGAGUAGCUUCCCCCAAAAAAUUUAUGAACAUAGAAAAUCGCAACCAAACGGAGGACAUAAAAACAAAAGUGGGAAGGAGUACAAAGAUGUAUACAACUUCAGUGACACUUUCAAAGACUCGCUCAGUGUCCCAUCCAGCAAACUAGUGAGUAGGAGAUCUUUCACCUCUUCCGAAUAUAAAUAUAACGAAGAAUUAAUCAAACUGAAAAAUUAUUUGCACAAAAUAAGUGCAAACUGUUCCAAUGUUAUAGAAUUCGAUCGCAUAUUUCCUGUGAAAAGAAUGUCCGAUAAAAAUAUCUCCAUCAUAUUUUACAAUUUGCUCGUACUCGCCUCAAAUGCAGAAGUGGACGUGACUCAGAAUUAUCCUGACAGUAAAAUUCUCAUACAGGUAUGUUGA
Messenger RNA from Plasmodium fragile, 1956 nucleotides. RefSeq lists its product as uncharacterized. The transcript has a single exon. The coding region runs from base 1 to 1956 and encodes 651 amino acids. The record is from RefSeq and is a predicted model, not a curated record. NCBI's taxonomy places the organism in Eukaryota, Apicomplexa, Aconoidasida, Haemosporida, Plasmodiidae.